Molecule: messenger RNA, 2400 nt
Organism: Bursaphelenchus okinawaensis
Lineage: Eukaryota; Metazoa; Nematoda; Chromadorea; Rhabditida; Aphelenchoididae
Source: the annotation of a GenBank genome assembly
AUGGUCGAGAAUCCUGUAAGUUUUACAAUUUUAAACUAAUAUUAUCUUCAACCGUGGCCAGUGGCCUACUUUACCAUUUUGUUUUUGAACUGCUCUAUUAUGACCUUUUUAUUACCUAAAUGUCGAAAAUUUCAUAAAAUUCAAAAUUACUUUUUAGAAAUCAGUGAAAGGCUAUGAACAUGUCCAAGGCGUUAGUUUUACCGAUCGUCGUGGUAAUGUAAGUUGUUUUACUACCUGUAUAGGCAAUUUACGUCAUUUGUUACUUCUCUGCCUAUAUUAUCUUCGGCCGUUUAUGAAAAACAUUAAACAUUGCUAACUUUAGCCUUAUAGCCAGAUUACAUUAAAUGAGUUGCUUUUAGAACAUCCCUGGUAUCCGGUGUAUUGAAUGUGGUGAGAUAAUUCGACGUAACAUGUCCGGACUUCAUCGUCUGAAGCAUCUUCCACGAAACACUCUGCCAAAACGUGCCAAAAAUAGUAAGUUUAUACCUUACUUAUCCAGUAUAAGGCCUCAUUCUAUAGUAAAAUUGUAUUUUAACUUUCAAAAAUACAAUUUUAGCUAAUAAUAAACCUUUUAUAGUCAUUGUCGUUGUCAUAGACUUACGCAGCUAAAAUUUGUUAUAAUUAUGUUUCAGGUCAACCCAAGCGGCCUGUCCUUCAUAAACACAUCAAAUUUCAACAGAGUGUUAAGCGUGUUCGUUUUGAUCCCACCUUUUGGACCAUUCAUCGAAGUCGUGGCCGUACCCUCGCCUGGUUACAUCAACCACACGGUUAUUAUGGAGAACAUCGGCCUAUGAACAGUGAUCAUCAAGAACAACAUCAGAUUGUGGAUGACAAUCAAAACCAGAUGUUGAAUAGAAAUCCGCGUCAAAUUAUAAUAGGUAAUGAUGAGAAUCAUCCGUUAAUGCACCAUAACGAAGAGCAGUAUAUUAUCGAUGUAGAGAAUGCUCUUGGUCAUGCCCAGAAUCCUCAAAAUCUACGUCAUGAACUCCAGAAUCCACCAAAUCUUCCGCCUCAGAAACCUGAAUUUGAUUGGCAUUUAAACAAUCGACCGAACCAAAUUGUAGAUCAUGAGCAACAUAAAGAUCCAAUUUUUCAACGCCGUUUCCUUCAUUUUGGUGAUGUUCCACGAAUUGUCCAGCAAUUUGGGGAUGUUCAACGUGAACUGGUUGGAAAUAAUGAUGUUGAUGUUGAAGAUAACGUCAAUAUUAAUCCUGGAGGAGACGAUAGACGGGUUGAAAUUAGUGGAGAUCAUGGUAUUUUAAAUGAUGUCAGAAGCAUCGAACGUGCCAAUCGUGGUGAAGAUGACGAACGUGCCAAUCACGGUGAAUAUAAUAGACGUGCUGAUCAAGGUUUGGAUCCUCUUGAUGUGCAACGCGACGGCGGUGAUGUUAUGGUUCGUAGUGGUGAUGAUAACAGUAAUAUUCAACGUGAUAUCAACAAUAAUACCCACCGAGACAUUAACAAUAAUAUUCUCCAUGAUGAAAGCCUUGAAAUCGGUGGUCAUAAUGGUGAUCAUAGUAAUGUUCAGCAUGGUCAAGGUCGUUUCAAUGCUCAUUCUAAUGAUAAUCAUGGUGAAAUUCGUCAAAAUGGACAGAAUGUUAACAUUGUUCAUCAAAAUGGUGAUCAAAUUAAUGUUGUUCAUCAUAAUGUCAGCCAAGCGGAUAUUAUCCAAAACAAUCCAAAUUUUGGUGAAAAUGAUCCAAAUGAAGCUUUCAAUGCUCAAAUUCAAAACUCAGAAGCCAAUGCUGUAGUCCACGACGACAACGCACCAUUCCAAAUGAUUGAUAUCAGCGAAUUCCUUACUCCUGUCAAUGUUAACCGUAAUAUCGACUUACGCAAUAGAACUCCAAACCCGAAUCAUGAACAACGUCAGGAUGAACAAGUCCAUGAACUUCAAGAAUGGUUCACACCUGUCCGCAAUCAAAAUCGUCGCAUUUUGAGACCAGUCGGUAAUAACAUCGUUGAUAGACUUGAGGUAUGAUUAACUUCAAAUUUGAAAAAGUAAAAUACACCUUUACAAAGCAUUGCCUAAACCAUCGCAUUUUCACCCUCUUUCAAUCUAAAAACUCAUUUUAACCAUCAGUUUCCAUACCUAAAAUUUAAAAAAACAAAAACUAACAAACCUAUUUUCAGGCAAGUCCAUUUGUCAUGUUUGAUAGACCAACCACACCUCGCACCAAUCCAACUACCAAUGGCCGCAAUCCAACUAUCAAUAGCCGUAAUCCAACCAUCAACGGCUCCGGCUCCCCAGUCGGCUCCGGCAACCAUAACCAACACGAAACUCCACGUCGUCAAAUCACUUCGAUCGGCCCAGAAGGUGACAGUGGCUUACACAUUCCUCAACGCAACUUCCAUUUUUGGAAUAUUAACGACGAAAACUUGGAGCCGAUUGUAGUCUAG